AUCAGAGGAGCAUUUAUUCACAAGAGCAAUAAUUCCCUAACCUAAAAAUUUUGCAUAUGACGCACAGCAGUACUUGAACGUGGUGAUCUUAAGUUAAGAUUUAGUCCAAGUAAAGGAGAUGAGCGAUGCCGAACUUCAGGAGGAGGAAAGAGAAGUACUGUCCUCGAUAUACGACGGCGAUCCGGCUUUUAAACAGCUGACACCCACGACGUUCCAGUACAAGUAUGGAGAGGAUAAUGAUGUAAAGUCGUUCCUAUUGGAAAUCUCAUGGGGCGCGACAUAUCCCACGGAGAAACCGACCAUCAAUAUGAAUACAUUUUACAAUAAACAUAUUGUGCAAGAGGUAAAGGACAAGGUGGUGAGUCACAUAGAGGCAGAGGCCGACCAGUGGUUAGGUAGCGCUAUGACGUAUACGUUAUUUCAGUCUGUCCAAGAACAUUAUGCAGACUUAGUAUCCAUGCAGCCCGAUUCAGUCGGCGACAUAAAUUUGCAUACCAGUAGAAUAAAGAUCACGGAUGAGGCUCAACAGGUCGAGGAAACAAUAAAGAAACCGAAGAAGGAGCACUUGAGCAAAGCCCAGAAGCGUAGGCAGUGGAACAAGGCGGACGGCAAAGGCGAAAGGCCACGCGGUUGGAACUGGGUGGACAUUGUCAAGCAUCUGUCGCAGACCGGUCCUAGGACGGAGCAGGAAUCUUAGCUUGCGCCAUUUUGUACAGUAUACAUGUAUAUGUAUAAAAUGCAUAUUAUAUUUUUAUAUAAACUGUUGGAAAUAAAGUCAAUACCAUAUCUACUUUG
Messenger RNA from Ooceraea biroi (clonal raider ant), 795 nucleotides. Its product is annotated as RWD domain-containing protein 4. Gene Ontology annotation, molecular function: protein binding. The record is from RefSeq and is a predicted model, not a curated record. Lineage: Eukaryota; Metazoa; Arthropoda; Insecta; Hymenoptera; Formicidae.